Ectocarpus siliculosus is the source of this 1160-nucleotide messenger RNA. Lineage: Eukaryota; Phaeophyceae; Ectocarpales; Ectocarpaceae. The record is from the annotation of a GenBank genome assembly.
AUGUCCACGAAGCCAGGAGCCGAGAAUGCGGGCGCAGUGAGUGCUCCCGGAUCGAGGACGGCAUUUCUUGCAAACACGGCCGGGCGCCAGUUCUGCAGCCGCGCCUGUGCCAGAAAGGCGGUCGGUAAAACAAUAUGGACAGCGCUCAUCGAAAACUCGGGUGGCGAGGCGUACUGCAGGCUUCCUGAUUGCCCACAAAAAGCCCUGCCCUGUGGGACAUGGCGGUCCCUUAGCUUCUGCUCUGAAGCUCACCGCAUUUUUUUCGCUCAGCGGGCGCCCGUCCCAUUCAGACAAUGGAGUGCAGAGCCGUACACAACACACGUGAUGGUUGCUCAUCAGACCACCUCAUCCCCGCUCAAGCUGCACUUCCUCGACGAAGGACACCCGACGCACAAGUCGCUGGCUGACCAGUUUACCUCCAAGUGGUUGCACUCGAAACCGAAGCGGGGCGUGGAGGUCUUGAACGUAAUCAAGAUCGAGGUUCCCCGCGAUGUUCGAGAGAGGCACGAGGACUACAAAACAGCGGUUCCGAAUGUCCGACGCCGAUUUCACGGCACUUUCGCCUCAAGCAGCUGCCAGUUUUACGUUGGGGGACCCAUAUGUCUACGCCCUGACUGCGGGCUAUGCAGCAUAUGCACGCACGGCUUUGAGCUCGGGGAUAACGUUGGCGAGUCACCAGCGAGAGGCAACAAGAUUCACUGGCUCAUGUACGGGAAGGGGCUCUACUUCAGCAGCGUGUCCGGCAAAGCGAAUGACUUCUCCGCAGAGACCGAAAAGGUUGGUCCGCACCUCAACUACGACGAGCUUGUCGUGUACGACCCGGCCGCCGCCCUGCCGACCCACUUCGUCGUGUACAGGGUAUAAGGACCCCCGCUGCCUCACCCAACUUCGAGAUUGAGGACGGGGGGACGGGCAAUGAGCGGUUCCAUAUGUAGCUCCAAACGCACCAACGACCAAGGAAGAAACAAGCGCGGUGAUGAGGGCCGAUCACACUUGGCAAGGGGUUGACGGGGCCCACAGGUGGCCGGUGGGGCACGUUAUGGGAGGUCAUGCCCGCGCAUAACCUGCCCGGGUUGGAUAUACGCUGUAUAACCUCUUCAUGCUGGGUUACCAACCGCCGGUUUUCUAUCGGGUUAGGAAAUCAAUUUUAACCUUGCCUU